CCUGCCGGUUGGGAUAGCCUGAACAAGAUUGGUUUGUUGGAACAGAAUCUGACUAAAUACCGUCCCGGUGACGAAUUCGACAAAGUGGUGCCCAAGCCCGAAGAACAAGCCAAGACCGCAAAUAAAGAACCAGCAGUGACUGCUGUUGAUGAUCAAUACUUCUUAAGUGAAAUAUACACUGCACUGCAACACGACGCCUCAGCCGGUGGAGGAAGCGAAAAUGGCACGCCGUCGCAUGAACAAUCCUCCAUACUGGAUGUUUCUGGAAACCCCCCUAGUCGGCCCUCCUCGGGGUCGGCUUCACGAAGUCGUGUGAGUUUUCCAUCUCUUGAGCGUUGA
Hydatigera taeniaeformis is the source of this 339-nucleotide messenger RNA. The record is from the annotation of a GenBank genome assembly. Lineage: Eukaryota; Metazoa; Platyhelminthes; Cestoda; Cyclophyllidea; Taeniidae.